UUGUAUUGAAUAAUGUGAAGUAAAAGAUGCCCCGCCUACCCAAAAGUCAAGUUACCAUAGUAACCAUUUUUUACCAAUCAAAUUAGAGAUGCUGAUAUUUAAUGGAUCUAUAACAAGGUGUGUUUUACAAAUUUCAUGAUGAAAUAUCAAAAAUCUUUGAAAUGAAAGGAUUUUUCAGUGAACUUAUUGAACGACUUAUAAAGGUUAGAUGAAAAUUCACACUUUAAAACAAACCAUUGUUCAUUGUAUUUCUAUUUGGGUCAUUUCUUAAAUGUUUGAAUAUAUUUAUAUAUAAAGUGAGUAUCUGAUAAAAUGACAAACUCUUUUGUUUCCCAUAAACCUUUUAAUGAAGACAAUGACAUGUUAUCUACAAUCUAAGAACUUUUCGCUGUAUAAUACUCCCUUAGAUCACAAUUUGAAGUUUUAGCCCAUUUGAGUUUUUGCAAUUAUAUCUCAUUCUUGAUCCUUAGAAAUUGUGUUUGUGUUCUGGAAAUUUGCCCGGAUCUAAAGGAGUUGUUUAACAUAUAUUCCACCUUGAAUUGCCUAACAUAAUGGGUAUCCUUCUUGUACAUGGCAAGUCAAUGGACUAGCACAAUCAAAUGUCAUUAAACGAGGUGUGAUCGUAAAUACGAGUGUAAAGUGUGACGUAUAAUUUCCGUUUAUUUCAUUUCAGAGGACACAAAACUAAAAUGUUUGCAAAGUCAACAAUGUCAAGGCUGCAUUAAUUACACCAGCGUCUUUUAGAUUUCAUAGCAACAUACAUUGACCCCAAGAAAUCCUAAACCCCGGUAAAUAUGUCAACUUCCGGCUGGCCAAUGAACAAUAAUAUUCUCCGUCUAUACAUCCUUGAAGAAUGUUUAUGUUUAAUGGGUAACGCAAAAAUACUGCUCUCUAACUUUGGAAAACUCCCAAUUGGAAUGAAAUCUUUAUAUUCAUUUAAUUGCGUAUAUGAAGUGUCAAAUGAGUGAAACAAAAGAAAGUAACGUACGAGCAUUGGCCACAAAUUAGAGCAAUAACCUUUUUCGUUCAAAAUGCAAUUUUCUUAUUUUGAGCUGUUUGGAUUAUUUGACUCAUUUCCGGAUUUUAAAGACGAUUCUUUCAUAAUUUAUGAAAUUAUUCCAAAAUUAGAGGUUUGCAUUUUGUGUCACCUUGUACGAAUAAAUGUUGCACUGUGAAGGUAAAUAACCAAAUCGCUUUACAACAACAGGCCAUCCCAAACCUAGGACAAGUUUAUGAUGGUCUAAUAGGAGAAGAUACGAUAAAAAUCAACGAUUUCAAAAUAUAAUUAGAAUAUACAAAUAUGAAUUAUUUGAUACUCAUAUUUUGUUUGGAUUUCGCGCUGAUGAGCGUAACAUCACAAACUACAGAUUCAGAUACAUCGACUCGGCCCUUAUGCUGGGCGUGCAGCAAUGUGCGGGACGAGUACGAGUGUGUCAUGACCGGGCAUUGGGACACAUGCAAUGCAAAUUCGCCCUAUUGCCUGAUCGAAUUUGAAUACUCCAACUCAAAAGGAUAUACGGAGUUAUCAAAAUUCUGCGCAAACGAUCCGGCUUGCACCAACUUGGAUGACUUGAGCCCAGCUGCCUGUGACAAUGGAGAAGUGAACAAAGGAAAGAGCUGCUCGUAUUGUUGUUACUCUGCUGGCUGUAACUGGGGGAUACCAAGCCAGUUCCACGCUCAAUAUACAGGACUUGAAGCAAUUGAAACAGCGCCAACUCCGCCGUUUCAUGUAGAAAAUUUGAAUUACGAGAAUUCAAACUCAACCAGUUCUACAAUGGCAGCAUCAACAACGACAAUGGAAGCACCAACGGCAGCAUCUCCAACAACAACGGAAGCACCAUCAGCAGCACCAACAACAACAAUGGAAGCACCGACGGCUGCACCAACAACAACAACGGAAGCACCAACAGCAACAACAUCUACGGAAGCACCAAUGGGAGCACCACAAUCAACAACAGCGGAAACACCAACAACAACAAGGGAAGUACAAACACAAGAACCAACAACAACAACAGAAGCACCAACGGCAAUACAUUCAACAAUGGAAACACCAACAACAACAACUGAAGCACCAACGGCAACACAAACGACAACGGCAGCACCAAUAACAACAACGGAAGCACCAACGACAGUACCAACAACAGCAACAGAAGUAUCAACGGAAGCACCAACAACUACAACGGAAGAACCAACGGCGGCACCAACAACAACUACGGAAGCACCAACAACAACAACGGAAGCACCAACGGCAGCACCAACAACAAAUACGGAAGCACCAACAACAACAACAGAAGCACCAACAGCAACAACAGCAGAAGCACAAACGCCAGCACCAACAACAACAACAAAAGCACUAGCAGCAGCAUCAACAACAAUAACGGAAGCACCGACAACAACAACGGAAGCACCAGCGGCAGCACCAACAACAAUAACGGAAGCACCGACAACAGCAACGGAAGCACCAGCGGCAGCACCAACAACAACAACGGAAGCACCGACAACAACAACGGAAGCACCAGCGGCAGCACCAACAACAACAACGGAAGAACCGACGGCAGCACUAACAAAGACAACGGUAGCAUCAACUGUAACAGUAGGUGGCUCAGACACUGGAACAGUGGAUGGCUCAGACGCUGGUACAGGAGGUGGCACGGAUGCUGGAACAGGAGGUGGUUCAGACGCUGGAACAGCAGAUGGCUCAGACGCUGGAACAGUGGAUGGCUCAGACGCUGGAACAGGAGGUGGCACGGAUGCUGGAACAGGAGGUGGUUCAGACGCAGGAACAGUAGAUAACUCGGACGCUGGAACAGCAGGUGGCUCGGAUGCUGGAACAGCAGAUGGCUCGGACGCUGGAACAGUAGAUGGCUCAGACACUGGAACAGUGGAUGGCUCAGACGCUGGUACAGGAGGUGGCACGGAUGCUGGAACAGGAGGUGGUUCAGACGCUGGAACAGUAGAUGGCUUGGACGCUGGAACAGCAGGUGGCUCGGACGCUGGAACAGCAAGUGGCUCGGACGCUGGAACAGCAGGUGGUUCAGACGCUGGAACAGCAGAUGGCUCGGAAGCUGGAACAGCAGGUGGCUCAGACGCUGGAACAGCAGGUGGUUCAGACGCUGGAACAGCAGAUGGCUCGGACGCUGGAACAGCAGGUGGCUCGAACGCUGGAACAGAAGAUGGCUCAGACACUGGAGCAGUGGAUGGCUCAGACGCUGGUACAGGAGGUGGCACGGAUGCUGGAACAGGAGGUGGUUCAGACGCUGGAACAGUAGAUGGCUCGGACGCUGGAACAGCAGGUGGCUCGGACGCGGGAACAGCAGGUGGGACAGACACUGGAACAGCAGAUGGCUCGGAUGCUGGAACAGCAGGUGGCUCGGACGCUGGAACAGCAGGUGGUUCAGACGCUGGAACAGCAGAUGGCUCGGACGCUGGAACAGCAGGUGGCUCGGACGCUGGAACAGCAGGUGGUUCAGACGCUGGAACAGCAGAUGGCUCGGACGCUGGAACAGGAGGUGGCACGGACGCGGGAACAGUAGAUGGCUCAGACACUGGAACAGUAGAUGGCUCAGACGCUGGAACAGGAGGUGGCACGGAUUCUGGAACAGUGGAUGGCUCAGACGCUGGAAUAGGAGGUGGCACGGAUUCUGGAACAGCAGGUGGCUCAGACGCUGGGACAGCAGGUGGUUCAGACGUUGGAACAGGAGGUGGUUCAGACGCUGGAACAGCAGGUGGUUCAGACGCUGGAACGGCAGGUGGUUCAGACGCUGGAACAGGAGGUGGUUCAGACGCUGGAACGGCAGGUGGUUCAGACGCUGGAACAGCAGGUGGCUCUGACACUGGAGCAGCUUCCGGCUCAGUAGAUGCCACAGUAGCGGGUAUACUAGAUGUUUCUGAAUCCACGGACCCUAGUGUCGUUACAAAUACCCAAGGCAUCGACACAACUAAUAACAGAUCUCUCUCUGAUGCCGAUGCACAAAAGGCAUCAGCAGAGGAAGAAGCAAAAAAGCAACAAACGAUUGCAGCUGCAACAGCAACGCCUGCUCUGUUCCUCAUUGCAGGGAGUGGUAUUGUAGCCACUGUGAUGUUGAAGAUGGGAAAAUGUGGCACGCCGUUUGGUGCUGGUAAGAAAAAAAAGAACGAUGACGAAGAAGACUCUGACGACGAUGACGUCGAAAAUGAACAUGGACAUAUUGAAUCAGAUCAUUUCACUCGUCCUGAAACAGCAUCCACCGCUGUCUCAAGUGUACAAGACGUCAAUGAAACCUUAACAGAUCUUAGAGCAGAUACGCCAUCAAGCGUCAUCGUGGACAUUUGUUCCAGGCCAUCCACUGCAAGUAGUGGCUACCUCAGUCGAUCUGUCACACCUAUGACUGACAUCUGUGCAUAGAGUACGAACUUUAAGAUGGAGACGAUACAACUUUAACUGUUGUUAAAUUUAGCAUUAAACUGAUAGUUUUUAUACUUAAAACGUUAAAACGUAUGCAUGUACAGGGUGGUUAAAAAUCGGAAACCCUUAUACUAUUUUCUUCAGCUUAAGAAAUAACUACCUGAUAUUUUACACAUUUGUACAUCCUUCAUUUCCCUACCAGCCUAAUCUAUUUCAUUAUCAUCAGAUCGAUAGUCACAAUGUAAAAGCACUUUAAAGAACAUGCUCCACUAUUGCGCUUUAGACAAACCUGCAUACGACGUCCAAAAUGUCCUUACCUGACUCCUAGUCCUACCUGUGGGGAUAUGGCAAAGAUAGAGUGUAUGAAAAUGACCUCGGGACAAUUGCAGAUCUCAAAAGUGAAAUAAUUCGUGGCAUUCAGGCCAUACUUGCUGAGGAAUGCAUUUGGGUCAUUGACAACUGUGCAGAUUUGCCUACAGGGCGAUGAUGGCCAAACCUGGAGCAUGUUGCUCAAAGUGCUGUAACAUUGUGACUAU
Owenia fusiformis is the source of this 4920-nucleotide messenger RNA. NCBI's taxonomy places the organism in Eukaryota, Metazoa, Annelida, Polychaeta, Sabellida, Oweniidae. The record is from the annotation of a GenBank genome assembly.